AUGGCUAAAUUGGAAAAUCUUGGACCAUUCACUUUCUUCUGGACGUUGUCAUCGGGUGAGGUUAGAUGGAUGGAAAAUUUCAUGUCAGUACUUGCAUUAGAAGGUAGAACGAUCUCGUACGAAAUCAACGGUGAAAAAGAAACAAUACACGUUGAUGGUAAGCCGCUCCAAGAACUACUUGACCAACAAUCGCUACAUGAGCUAGUCCGCAAGAAUGUACUCCUUGUGACACAAAAUUUCAACAACCGGGUUAAAGCUAUGGUGAAAAAUGUUAUUGCUGGCAAGAACAAUCCAAUGCAUUCAACAUUCUAUAAUUACAGAGUUGAAUUUCAGGUACGGGGCGCACUGCACAUACAUGGAGUGCUGUGGGUUGACUAUAAAGAGAUGGAAAACUAGUGAACAGUGUCGUAUAGUAGCAGCAUUCGUGGAUAAAUUCACGACAUGCAGCUUAUCCAAUCCACAAGUGGUUGAUAAGGUACGUGAGGUGCAGACACACAAACACACACGAACCUGUCGCAAGAAAGGAAACAACUGUAGGUUUGGUUUUCCUAGAUACCCCAGUGAGCAAACGAUAAUAGCCCAACCGCUAGAGAGAGAUAUUUUCAUCGGAUACAGAAUACGACAAUGCUAAAAAGCGUUACCAAAAUAUUCUAAGCGCUGUGAAAGAUAGUCUGGAGGAAUUAAAAGAAGAUCAAUACAUCACAGUCUCUGUGGAUAAAAUCCUAGAAAGAAAGAACAUUUCAAAGUCUGCCGCACUACGCGUUACUGCUCGAGGUACAGUCAUUAUUUUAAAAAGAGCUUUAAAUUAAAUAUUUGUGAACAAUUACAAUCCUGAAUGGUUGAACGCAUGGGAUGCAAAUAUGGAUAUACAAGUAUGUUUAGAUUACUAUGGUAUUAUCACCUAUAUCACCGAUUAUUAUACUAAAGAUGAAUCAGGCACCAUGCCAUUUUUGAUUGACGCAUUGAAGGAAUGCACUGAAAAGCAAUCAUCUGAGAAAAUGCACGUCAUAGCGAAACGUUUCUCACACACCGACUGAAGGGUGAAUGUGAAGCUCCCUACUGCAUUGAUCCUAAUCUACAUCUCACAGAUUCAAAUAUCAAAACUGUAUGGGUCGCCUCGAACUUUCCUUCCAAUCGUCGUAAAUUCCUGAGAAAGGUUGGUGAUAACGAUAAGAAUGAUGACGAUCUGCAAAGUUGUGAUGAGAACUGUGAAUAUGAAGAGAAUCAAUCUCAGGCCCCUGAUACUACAGGCAAGACAAUAUGUAUUCCUGGAAAAAAGGAAAAUAUGUUCAAAAUUCUUCAUCAAUACAUGAAAAGUAUGCAGCCCGAGCUAUUGCUCUAUCCAAAAUCUCUUUGGCACAGUUUUCUACAUUAUAUGAUACGUGCCCUAUCACAUCAAAACGUGUGCAAGAAUUUAAGAAAACCAACGAUAAAAGAAGCUCGCAGGCAAUUGUAACAGGAGCCGAUGAUGAUAGUGAUGUAGAAUAUCUACCUGAAGUGAUUGAUGUUCAGGGACAGUUUAUGAAAAUACGAACUCGGCCAUCAGUUCUCCGAUAUAAGAAGUACCGAGAAGACACUGAACCCCACGCGUUCAUAUAUUCAGAGUUGCUGCUAUAUCAUGCCUGGAAAAUCGAAGAGGAUCUUUCACCCAAUGACUUUGAUACAUGUCUAGCAUUAUACAGAGAAAAACGUGGCAUGAUUGAAAAAGUGAAAAACGUCCUUUUUCCUCACAAAAACAACAUUGAACAGGGUCGAGCGUUUAUAGAUUCCAUUGGAUAUGUACAUGCUAGUCACAUUGGUUAUGAUUUAGAUCCAGAACACGAACAAAUGCAGGGAAACGACGAAGAAACUGCAAUGGAGGUAGAUGCUAAUGACAUUCUAAGACACCCGGGUAAUAUCGCAGGUCUAGACGGAAGCACUGACGAAAGAAAUGACUUUGGCAUCUACCAUAGAUUCGAUAUCUCAGAUACAGUUGCAAUGGCGAAGGAUGUACAGAAGCUAGAUGUUGAUCAACGCCAAGUUUUUUAUGUAGUUUUACAAUAUUCUCGAGAUUUGCACAAGAUGACCGACGAUCAACUAAGCAAGUGCGAGGCUCCGCUUUUAGUGGUGCAUAGUGGUGCUGGAAUGGGAAAAUCAACAUUGAUCAAAACCAUCGCAAAGUGGACUGAAGCUACACUCCGCCGUGAUGACGAUAGACAUCCCGAUCAGCCAUUCAUUGUUUUGACAGCACCAACUGGUACUGCAGCGAAAAAUAUUAAAGGUCUCACUCUACACUCUGCUUUCAAUAUGCCAUUCGGAAAUGAUUUUAUUAAUCUUGGCGACAAAAAGCAUGACCAAAAGAGACAUGAGUUGUCCAGGUUUCGAAUUCGUAUUGUUGACGAAAUGUCUAUGGUAAAGGUGAAUCUGCGGUUGAAGGAAAUCAAACAAAAUGAUAAAGAUUUCGGCGGGCUUGCUGUUCUCAUAUUUGGCGAUCUCAUGCAAUUAAGACCUGUUCAGGCGAGGUACAUUUUUCAAACCCCAAAGAACGAAAAAUUUGCAUUAUCGCAUGUGGUGCGAUCUCUGUGGGAAAACUUCAAAGUUGUGGAAUUACGGCAUAAUCACAGACAAGGUGAGGACGGCGAAUAUGCAGAUAUUCUCAAUCGCAUACACUUCGGAAAACAUACAGAAAAGGAUAUAGAGCUUCUAUGA
This is a messenger RNA of Paramuricea clavata, 2688 nucleotides long. The record is from the annotation of a GenBank genome assembly. Lineage: Eukaryota; Metazoa; Cnidaria; Anthozoa; Malacalcyonacea; Plexauridae.